AUGGUUCUGAUCCCUGCUCUAAUGGGGUACGCCGAGACAGCCAUCUUCUCCGCCUUGAGAGUAUUCGCGAUAACGGAUCGUAAUCGCGUCUUGUCGCUCUCUGUCUUGAUUCUGAUUUCGGGCCCAGUCGUGGUCUACUCCUACGUAAUUGUUAUCCAUGGAGUACCCCUGCCCUUCAUAGGUCCACAACCGGUGAUAUGCAUACCGAAGACACUCAUCGGAGACAAGCUCGUUCUAAUUCGAAUACCGGCGAUCGUGGGAGAGUCUAUCGCCGUCUUAGUGACAUGGAAGAACGUCUACCAUCGGGAUCAGGCCCUCGCCAACGUUCGGGGUUCUGCCUCGCUCACGCAAACCCUUCUCCGCAACGGAAUUGCCUACUUCGUAGCCAUGAUUAUCAUCAACAUCGCCGAGAUAUUGGUUAUCAGCAAUGGACAGCAGACAACGGCCUUCGCGGGCCCGUUCUUGGACGUGCUACCGCCCAUCCUUAUAUGCCGAUUCAUCAUGAACCUGCGCCGCUCGUCCGUCUGCUCGGGCCGCGCCAGAGAUUUGGAGCCCGGACCCCACUCCUCGGGCGCGACACAGACGGUAUCGCUCGUGCUCCAGAACUUCAGCCAGAGGCUCGAGGAGCUCGGACACCCGCUCGACGUUGGCGAAGGCCAUGCGCGCGGCAGAUCGCCAACUGGCGAGAUGAGCGGCGGCCAGCAUGUGCUGUCAGACUCUGUGGCAGGGGAUUGUACAGGUGAGAAUGAUAUCACCGUUGCGGAGUACGCGCGUCUGGGAUGGACUGUCGUUGUUGACGAUGCUGAUUGCGAUCCAGACUAG
This is a messenger RNA of Phanerochaete carnosa HHB-10118-sp, 822 nucleotides long. RefSeq lists its product as uncharacterized. The coding region runs from base 1 to 822 and encodes 273 amino acids. NCBI's taxonomy places the organism in Eukaryota, Fungi, Basidiomycota, Agaricomycetes, Polyporales, Phanerochaetaceae. The record is from RefSeq and is a predicted model, not a curated record. The transcript has 8 exons.